Striga hermonthica is the source of this 588-nucleotide messenger RNA. The record is from the annotation of a GenBank genome assembly. NCBI's taxonomy places the organism in Eukaryota, Viridiplantae, Streptophyta, Magnoliopsida, Lamiales, Orobanchaceae.
AUGGAAGAUCACGCCUCCAAAUCCGUAGCAAUUACAGCCCUCACACUCCUCACUCUAAUCUACUCCGCCGCCGCGGCCGGCGGCGGCAGCACACAGUUCAUCCGGAGGUCGUGCUCCGCCACCACCUACCCGGCCCUCUGCUACUCCACCCUCUCCAGCCACGCCAGCGCCGUACAGCAAAGCCCCCAACUCCUGGCCCACGCGGCACUCUCCGUCAGCCUCGACACGGCCCGGGCCACGUCCGCCGACAUGGUCAGGAUCUCCCGACGGGCCGGGCUGACGGCCCGAGAGUCCGGGGCCAUGGCGGACUGCGUGGAGUUGCUGGGGGACACCGUGGACCAGAUCCGGAAGUCCCUGGCGGAGAUGAACGGGUUCAGGGGCGGGCCGGGCUUUGAGGCCAUGGUGAGCGACGUGCAGACGUGGGUGAGCGCCGCCUUGACCAACGAGGAGACGUGCACGGACGGGUUCGCCGGGGCGUCCAUGAACGGCGCCGUCAAGGAGGCGGUUCGGGAGCGGAUCGUGAAUGCGGCCCAUGUGACGAGCAACGCGUUGGCUCUCAUCAAUAGCUACGCGGCCGUUCAUGGUUAA